Molecule: messenger RNA, 335 nt
Organism: Wasmannia auropunctata (little fire ant)
Lineage: Eukaryota; Metazoa; Arthropoda; Insecta; Hymenoptera; Formicidae
Product: odorant receptor Or2-like
Exons: 3
Coding region: 14-322 (102 amino acids)
Biological process (GO): detection of chemical stimulus involved in sensory perception of smell; sensory perception of smell
Cellular component (GO): plasma membrane
Molecular function (GO): odorant binding; olfactory receptor activity
Source: RefSeq, a predicted model, not a curated record
AUAUUAUCUAUCAAUGCAUAUUACGGAUUUAUCUGGAGUUGCAACUUUGUUAGUAUAUGCCAUUUGCAUGUUUGUACAAAUUUACCUAUACUGUUGGUCCGGAAACGAAGUUAUCCUUAAGAGUGUGAGCGUAGGAGACGCUAUAUAUUGUAUGGACUGGCCUUUAUUAUCAAUUAAUGAAAAAAAAGAAUUACUGAUGAUCAUGAUACGUAGUACAAUGCCUAUAAAAAUUACCAGCAGCUUCUUGAUAACUUUAUCUCUUCAAUCUUACAGUAACAUUUUAAAAACAUCAUACUCUGCAUUUAACGUUCUUAAAAAAUAAAAAAUAUAUGUAC